Molecule: messenger RNA, 2888 nt
Organism: Monopterus albus (swamp eel)
Lineage: Eukaryota; Metazoa; Chordata; Actinopteri; Synbranchiformes; Synbranchidae
Product: golgin subfamily A member 7-like
Exons: 5
Coding region: 522-1157 (211 amino acids)
Biological process (GO): Golgi to plasma membrane protein transport; protein targeting to membrane; peptidyl-L-cysteine S-palmitoylation
Cellular component (GO): palmitoyltransferase complex; Golgi stack
Source: RefSeq, a predicted model, not a curated record
AGGUUUUUUUUUUUCCAGUUUACUAUGACCUGGAUGACUGAGAAUCUGCACAGACUUCUCCAAUUGAGACAUUUUAUAUUCAAAUGAGAUCUGAAUUCAAGGUUAUUUGAAUCUUAAUGUUUUCCUGGCUGGGGUUUCCCCUUUUUGAGACUGGAUGUACUUUAAACCACUACAGACUUGAUGUUUAGACCUGUCAGUUUUCAAAAUUGAAAAGCCAAUUUUCAAUACUAAAGGGAACGAAAUGUAAAUGUAGUAAAUAGCACUAUAGAAAAGCUGCAUUAUAUGCAUCUACAGAUGACAAUUCAUGUUUUAAUUCAGUAGUUUACAGAAUAUAAUUAUCUUUCUCUUUUCUGUGGAGCUGUUGCUGCAGUUGUAUCACAGAUUUACCUUUAUAUAUUGUAAGGAUUACUGGUUUUAACUGAGGCUGUGCAGCAUUAAAACUGCAGCUUGAAAUUUACUGUGAAAACUCCACCAUUCUUUAAAUGAUUUGAUGGACUUCCAGUAACGCUCAUGUUGAGUUUAUGGGCCUAUAUGUGGUGGAUGAACGUGAAGAAGUAUAUCGUGUCCUUGAACCGCAUGUAGUUUCAAAGCUGGUGGGGGUUGACUGUCGAAAGAACAAAAAUACCCUUGAGCUCUGUGCAAAAGGCACCUUUAUUCUGAAAAUUGUCCCGGAAGUCGGGCUGAUUGAGCUGGGUUCUGGGAACGCAGAGGAAACGUCAACUAUGGCUGAGACCCACAGCUUACAGGACCUCCAACAGCCUGCGGUCUCCUCCAAGGUGUUUCUCCAGAGAGACUACAGUUCAGGAACCAUUUGCAAGUUCCAGACCAAGUUCCCCUCUGAACUUGAGUCAAAGCUUGAUAAGCAGCAGUUUGAGGAGACCAUCCAGACUCUGAACAAUUUGUAUGCUGAGGCAGAGAAAGUUGGAGGAAAGUCUUACUUGGAAGGCUGCCUGGCUUGUCUAACUGCUUAUACAAUCUUUCUCUGUAUGGAGACACAGUAUGAAAAGGUGUUAAAGAAGAUUGCCCGAUACAUUAAAGACCAGAAUGAGAAGAUAUAUGCUCCCAGGGGCCUGCUGCUGACUGACCCCAUAGAAAGAGGCCUCAGAGUUGUUGAAAUCACCAUAUUUGAAGACAGAAGUAUUGGAUCUGGAAGAUAAAGAAACUUGGGGUAUGCCACUCAGAUGCACAUUUAGUGAAGAGUCAGCAUCACUGGAAACAUUCUAGGAGCUUCAAUGUGACAUUCUUGCUCUUAAAAUGAUAAAUCAGAAUUUUGUGAUUUUCCCAAACUCAGGCAUAAUACUUGUCUUUUAGCUGUAGUCAAACUCAUCUCUGACCAUGUAAUUCCAUCAAUUCAUGAUUACUGAAAAUUACUUACCUGGACAUAAAUUUUGCCUGAACACUACAAACAUAACUGGCUUUAAACCUUGUUUUUAUGAUUUGUCCAUUUUCUCUCAAGUCUUUGUAUAGGCUGAUAACUCGCAUACCAUCUGUCUGGCAGAACAUAUUCAGAUGUCUGCUUCAUCUGAGGGGAUGUAUAUAUUUGAUCUGAUUAUUUUCUGUUAUUUAUAAGUCUUCUACUGUCUGUUUUUAUGUUUUAAAAUGUGUUUUCAUGUCUUUUUAUACAUGAAGUGAUGUACAGUCCAGGCUGUAGGUAUUUGGACAGUUAACUCUUUUCUUCUUCAGGCACUGCGCUUCAGCUCAAUUUGAAAUAAUGUGGUCAUCUCUACAUUAAAGUGCUAAGUCCCAGAUUUAAUUUGAAUAGAUUUACAUUAAUUGAUUUAGAAAGGUGUGUGUGUGUGUGUGAGAGAGAGAGAGCAACAAAAAUGCAUAAAUGACUUGCAGUUGAUUGAGAGUUACCACCUGUAAUAUAUCCAACGAGCUGGUAAACUGGAGAGCCCAAGUCUAGAAGGUGACCAGGAAAAGCAUUCGCAUUGUGAAGAAUAGCUCUUUAUGACUGCAUGUCAAGUCAAGAGUGCUUUCUAGGAUGUAGGUGUGCACGUUUUCUCAUCAGUGAUCAAAAGAUGACUUCAUGGCCACAACCUGAUAGGAUUCACCACAAGAUGCAGGAUGCACAUUGGCCUUUUUGUUGAUUUUACUGUAGCAACAUGACUACAGUGGUACACAGGAGCAUUCAGUGGCGCUUGGAUCCAGAACAUAUGGCCACUGCAACCUAAAAGCAGGGCAUAGGUUUACAUCUUUGAGCAGAUGCAUAUCUACUCUUCCCACUUGAAUGGAAUAUACAUUAUUUUAUUUCAAAUUGAAUGUGAGAGCCUGGUGUCCUAGUUGAUCAAGACUGGCCUUUAUGAAUAGUGCCAUUGUGUUAAGUGUCACUUCUUAAUCAUGAGUAUUUAGACUUGUAAGUCAAAUGUGCUUUCACCAAAAAUUGUCAUAGAUAUAAAAUAGAUUGUGGCUAAGUGUUUGGCGUAGUCUUUAAACAGUGAUUGUUAGGGAUAGUGCUCCACAGUAUUAACAUGCCAGCUGUAGCCUUUGUCAAGGCAAAUUUUUUCUUAUCUGUGCAUGAAUUUGACAUUGGGGGCGGGGGGCUGCUGUGUGAAACAAACAUUGGAAGUUCUGAACUGGAGACUUCACAGAUGGAGCCUGUUUAAAUGUAAUAGGUCUGUCACUAAAUAAUAACACGACAGAGGGCAUUUUGAGAAGUGUCAGUCUAGUGCAACUGCUUUAAAUCUCCCUAACCAUAUUCAACAGUCCUGCUAUGUUUGUCAUCAGAUUUAUUGCCUGUAUUGCAAAUGAUGUCCAUCUUUUUAUCACCACAAAAACCUUAAACACUCUAAACAGAUGUUUACUGUAGUUGGUGUUUGAUACAGCUAGCCUACCUUUUAAAAAAAUAAUGUUCUAUUUAAAUAAAUAGUCUUUUCUUAAAAUCUGCA